AUGUCUUACAACGCCCCUCCCCGUCACAGCCUUACCGCCGACGAGAACAUGGCCAAGACCGCAACUCCAUCAAACAACUGCAGCAGCAGCAACAACAACAACAUCACCGCUUGCUAUGCGCAAGACGCCCCACAGAGAAAGAUAUACAUCACCUCGCGCAUAGUAGGAGCCUUCAUCGACAUCACUCUGAUCGUACUCAGCGCCGUUGCCUUCAUCAACCUCCCAGACCACGGAAAAUGGCUCAGCUGCACGCUCAGCCCGGCCAUCAACGCCUUUGUCGUCAACUCGAUGGAUUUUGGCUAUCUGGUCGGUGCCAAAAGCCGCUUCUCGCCAAUAUUCCGCAUGUGCUGGGACGGCGGGCUCGUCCUCGGCUUCGGCAUCGCGGCCGGCUUCAUGGCUUCCUACACGGACCGGGAGGCCAAGCUUUCGGCGGACGAGCAGGGGCGUAGCUCCGUCAAUGGUGUCGCUGUCGGUGCGGUCAUUGUAGUGCUCAUGAUACUCGAGCUCUGCAGCCCUUCUUUGGCUGAACGCCAUUCAAUCUUUGCGAGUAACAUUAUCGAUGCAAAUGAGCUUGUAGGUUGCAUCUAUGAGACCACUGUCGGUACCUGUUUCUAUCUCCCAAGACAAAAUAUGUCUUUGGAUCUACAAAACACCAACCCCACCGGGUCGCUGGUGACGCCCUUCUUUUGGUCUUUGGUGGCUGCCGCUGCACCAGCCCUUUUGGUUUUAGUUGUCGCCUUUUACAGGAUUUUUCUUCACCCAUUAGCACAUAUUCCAGGGCCUCGUCUUGCUGCCUUGUCCAAUGUGUGGUAUGCCCGUCAGGUUUGCAGCGGGCGCAUGCUCCAGCUGGGCAAAACCUUGCAUCGCCAGUACGGACCUAUAGUGCGCGUAGGCCCAAACGAGGUAUGGCUAGAUUCGGAGGAAGGGUUCAGGCAGGUUUACAUAUCCACGGCUCUCCAAAAGCCAAAAGUGGACUGGCGACUGCAACCGCACUUCCCAGACACCCUGGACCUCUUGUCGGAAAGAGACAUGCGCCGAUAUCGUCUGCAACGACGUCUGAUCGGUCAGGUCUACCAACCCGCAAACCUCCGCAAGUUUGAGCCGGUCAUCGACGAUGUACUCGACCAGGUUGUCGCUCAAAUCCGUACUUUGGGUGAAGCCGAGGUUGAUCUCAAGGAAUGGAUGCACAUAAUCACCGUCGAAUGUCUUGGUGCCAUUGUCCUUUCAUGGUCUCCAGGCUACCUGCGGGCAAAGUCGGAUUUUGGGUCUGGCAGCUUUAGCUACCUCGGCUGGAAGCGCAAAACAGUUCUUGGGUCUUUUGAGAGACAAUUUGCAAAUUUGUGGGGGUUGACCUUCAAGGCACCCAAGACCCUGAAACACUUUUUCCCAGCAGUACAUCGUAAAGUCAAGCCUCGUCUUGUAAACAUGUCUCGGGAAAAACCCCGCAAAGACGUCCGUAAGGACCUAAUGGCAGACCUCGUACAGCUACACAAAGAAAGGCCGGAAUUCAACAGCACAUAUCUCCAUCGAAUGGCCAUCACGAAUUUCGGCGCAGGCCAUGAGACGACAACCUCGGCACUGACAUCUGUGCUGGCCAUGCUCGGCACCCACCGCGACAUUCAAGCUCAAGUGGCCGAUGAGCUGAUCAAAUCCAGAGCCGCAGAGAAUGAUAUGGGUCCCAAGGAUAGCAGUCCGAGAACGCCGCUUACUUUGGCAGCUAUCAAAGAGGCCCAGCGCUUGUAUCCCGUAAUUGGCAUGGCGCUCCCUCGUCGGGUCCCUGACGGCGGAGUGCGUAUCGGACAUGACUUCCUUGCGGCAGGCACAACUGUUGGGUGCAAUCCCGCAUCUCUCCACCGCAACAAAGAUAUCUUUGGGUCCGACGCUGAUCUAUACAGCCCGGGGCGCUGGCUUAUUGACGACAAAAGAGCCAAGUCCAUGGAACGAUACAACCUGACGUGGGGUGGGGGUGCCCGCACAUGCCCGGGCAAGAACCUCGCCGAGGUAAUUCUAUACAAGACGAUCGCAAGGCUGGUGCAUGACUUUGAAGUAGUUUGCAAAAUACCUCCCGAUGAGGAGAUAUGCUACUAUUUUAUGGCCAUGCUGACAGGGGUCAAGGUGCGAUUUUUGGAGAGAAAGAAGGACGUCGCAUGA
Messenger RNA from Pyricularia pennisetigena, 2151 nucleotides. RefSeq lists its product as uncharacterized. Gene Ontology annotation, molecular function: monooxygenase activity; heme binding; oxidoreductase activity, acting on paired donors, with incorporation or reduction of molecular oxygen. Bases 1 to 2151 code for a protein of 716 amino acids. The transcript is spliced from 5 exons. The record is from RefSeq and is a predicted model, not a curated record. Lineage: Eukaryota; Fungi; Ascomycota; Sordariomycetes; Magnaporthales; Pyriculariaceae.